AAUCGGUUGAACCGGGAUCUGAUCGGGUUGGUAGUCAAAGAAUGCGAUGUAGAGAGCCUAGAUCCUGGAGACUCUGUUGCUGCUUUGACCGAGAGAUAAAGAUUAGUUGUAAGAACAUGUUUAUCCCUUGAUCCUUAAGACUACCUCCAUUGGAAGGUUUAAGUGGAGGUUCUUAAGUAAAAAGCAGAUAAAAUUAAAUAAAAAAAUGUCUAAUUAUCUUAGAACCGGUGCCAAAUAUAGGGGUUUAAGAAAUGGUUAAAACCCCCAUAGGUGGCAACUUCUCAUUGGGCCGUCGGUUUCACACUUGAGGGCAAAAAAAAAUUGCUCUUCUUUUCUCGGUUUCGUCUCUCUCUCUUCGAUAUUGUCGAACUCUUUCUUCUCCCUUGGUCUCUCUCAACGAAUUCGUUGAUUCUGUGUAAAUCUCCCACAGAGAUGAAGAUUGACCGGUUUCUUUGUCGUCGGUUGGUCUAUCUGUUCGUCGUCGGUGCUGUGGAAUGGUCUAUCUCUUCGUCGUCGGUUCUUUGGAGAUCUCCAACGGAGAUGAUGUUUGGAGAUGAUCUUGAUUCACCUUUAAUUCACAUUUUGAUCGGAGAAAUGAAAGAAGAAAAAAACUCACAACUGCUUGGAGCUUUCACCAACACCACGUUGGUCUCCUUCAUUAUCCUCCAUUGAGAUCUUAUCUCCGAGGCUUUCUUAGGGUCGGCUUCAUUGGAGGAAGAAGGGACUAUUGGAGAAUACGGGUUGAGGUUUAAGUAGUAAUUCACUAUUUGUCCCAUAUUGGACGGUGAAAUCAGUUGGAUAAGGGAACUAUUAUUGAAGACUUUUUCUAGUGAGUUAUAAUCCAUUACUAAUGAACUUUGUAAGCAAUCUGUUAAGCUUGUUGAUGCUGUAGAUGAGGGUGGAAAAGAACCUACUCAUAUCGAGAUAGAAGUUGAGAAGUAUGCUGCUGAGUCUGGAGUGGAGGGUGAUUAUGAUGCACAGUUCAAGAACUUGGGGAACUUAGUUACGAAUUUACAGGAUCAGAUUCUCUACAAGCUUGAUGAAGGACUUAAACAUGUUGCUUCUACGUCCCAGUCCAGGUAAACCCUCUAACCACAUUGCUCAUAAGCUGUUACUUAGAUCAUAUGGCUAGGAACGAACAUCUGAGUUAAGUUGUUCUGAUGGAUGUGGUUACAUAGAACUCUUUCGUCAAAACACACAGGGAUAGUGUGCAGAGUCUACUAGUAGUAUUGUAUCUCAGUUUAUAUGAAAAAAGUUUUGCCUUGGUUCAUAAAGUUUCAUCGUGAAUCUUUCGUUAUAGAGUCUACUAGUAUUUUUUUUGAAAUGGUUUUGUUUUGGCUCAUAAUUACAGAGUAUAGAAUUAGUAGUUGGACCAGUAUUAAAAAAUUUUUUUAAGAACCUCAACGAGGUUCUUAACAUUGGAUGAAAAAAAAUUAAAUUAGAUUAACAAAGGUUCUAAACCUAUCAAAUCACUGUAUUUAUUACUAAUUUAUUCUUUAGAGUCAAUAAGGAGUUUUUAUUGAUGGACAUGCUCUAAGUGUAUUUCUUAAUGAUUAUUUAAUACUUUAAAUGUAGUUAAGUGGGGUUAAGAACUAUAGUUAAGAAACUCCCAUUUGGAGCGGUCCAAUGAGAGUCUCUUAAAUAGGAGUUCUUAAAAAUUUUAAAGCUAAAAUUUAUUUAUUAAUUCAAACAUAUUCAAAGAUAACAUUUUAAACAUAGAUUUUUUUUAAAAAAACAUAAAAAUAAAGACUAGUACAAUAAUCGAGAAUAAUUUGGAAAAACAUCCGAGCUCAAUAGUUGUCUCCAUCAAGUCCAAAUUUACGUGUUCAACCAAAUCAGCUUUGAGCUGUUGAUGCAUUUGUCUAUCACGAAUUCUUGUUCGAACACCCAUCAUAUUGGCGAUAUUUGAAGGGAUAUCUGUAGAAUACGUGAGAUCGACAUGUGAAGUUCCAGUGUCUUCUCCUUGUUGGAACUCUGAAACAUCAAAAUGAGUGUAUCCAUCUCGUUCGUCUUCUACUAUCAUAUUAUGGAGUAUGAUACAUGCUCGCAUAAUCUUCCUAAUUUUGGCUUUAUCCCAAAAAAAAGUGCUAAAUUUUUAACAAUGGCAAAUCGAGCUUGCAAGACUCCAAAAGCACGCUCGACAUCUUUUCGGACAGCUUCUUGAUGUUGAGCAAAUAAAGCCGCUUUCGGACCUUGUGGUAUUGGAAUAGAUUGGAUAAAAGUUUCCCAUUUCGGAUAAAUACCAUCGGUGAGAUAGUAAGCCAAAUGAUACUCUCUUCCAUUGACAGAGAAAGUAACUUGCGGAGCUUGACCUUUUAUUAUGUCAUCAAAAACAGGUGAACGAUCAAGAACAUUGAUAUCAUUUAAGGUAACUGGAGGUCCAAAAAACGCAUGCCAUAUCCAUAAAUCAUACGAAGCAACCGCCUCUAACACGAUUAUGGGUUUACCCGAACCACGUGAAUAUUGACCUUUCCAAGUGGUGGGACAAUUCUUCCACUCCCAAUGCAUACCAUCGAUGCUCCCUUUCAUCCCAGGAAAGCCACGUUGCUCACCAAUAUAAAGUAGACAUUGAAGAUCAGCCGGUGUUGGUCUUCUUAAGUACUCAUCGCCGAAUAAUAUAUUAUUCCUUCCACAAAAUGUUCCACACAUAACCGAGCUGUCAUUGUACCGUGUCGUAGGUAUUCGUCAACAUCAUCAGCCGCAGAACCAUAGGCCAAGACAAGAAUGGCUGUUGUACACUUCUGAAGUGGAGAGAGACUAAGCCUUCCGAGAGCAUCUUUCUUUUGUCGAAAGUAUUCAACUUCAUUGGAGAGUCGAUCAACAAUACGCAUGAACAAUGACUUGUUCAUUCUAAAUCGUCGUCGGAAUAGAUUAUCAGGAUAUGUCGGAUUUUCUGAAAUAAUCAUUCCAUAAACGUAGAUCGCCUUCUUCACGAUUUCUUUCGAUAUGAACUCGUUUUUUUCUUCUUUUUUUUCGACUUCUUGAUCACCAUAAUUAAUGGCCAAAUUCUUCAUUGUUUGAUCAAAAUAUUCAUCAAAAUAUUCAUCAAAACGUUUGGUUGGUUGAUCAUCUAGAUUGAUAGUUGCUUGAAAGCUUGAUGUCUCUGCUCCAUCCUCACACUUUCUCUUCUUAUCGCUUCCACCAAUCUUAGUACUAGCAAAGGAACACCAUUUCUAGUCAUGGCGGAGCUCCUCCCAAGCAUAGUGAAGGUUAAACUUAAUCUUGUAAUCAUUAAAGAAGAUCUCGUAUGCUAGUUUAACAACAUCACUCUCACUCUGACCACUUGUUUUAUGUCUUGUUGAAGCUGCAUAGGAACCACAGAACUUGCAAACAAGAUCAUUCAUCUUCUGCCACCUUUGCUUACACUGAAUGGCUUAUCGUUGAUCACCUCUUUCCACCUUUGGGCUUGCUGCAUAGUAAGCUGCAAUGCGUUUCCAGAAAGCACCUGCUUUCUGCUCAUUUCCUACGACAAGAUCCUUGCUGGUGUUUAACCACGCGCUAAUGAGCACCAGAUCAUCCGAGGGACUCCAUUUCUUUCUUUCUUUGCGCUGUGUAGGUGAGUCUUCACAGAAGCUUGACGUUUCUGUACAUUGCGUACUGAACACAGGGAGUUGUGAUGAUCCAAUUUCCCCACCAUGUGAAAAGCUCUCAUAAGGAAAGGGUUGAUGAAUGAAUUUUUUUUCUUGAUUGUUGAGAAGGUCAACAAAAUUAGAAGAAUCCAUAUGUAAAUACGGAAGAGCGGAGAGAAAGAAGAAGAAAAGAGAUAGAAGAUGAAAUGAGAUUUCGUUGGAAGAUGAAAGGAAAGAGAACAAGAUCCGGUUUUAUAGAUGAAAAGAGCAGAAGAUAUUGUUAGAUAUGGAAGAGUAAUUGUAUUUACUCUUUGAUUUGGGUAGAGUUGAGCUAAGUAGAAUGUAACUACAUAUUUAUUACCUAACCACAUCCUAAUGAUACACUACACCAAGCAUUCAUCACAAGCAUUCACUAACUCUAACAACUAAAACAAGCAUUCACUAACUCUAACAACCAUUCAUCACUCGCAUUCAAUAACUUACCAACUAUCCACAACGAAAGCAAGAAAAAUUAAUCGAGUUUUACCGACUAACCUCAUCGACAGUGUCAAGUGGUGUUUGCUUCUCGAUGAACUCCUUAAGGUUGUGACUUCAGUAGGAGGACCUUCAGUCGCGAGCUCAAAUCACAUGGAUAAUUAACAAAACAAUGAACUAAAUUAGAUCUCUUUUCAACACAAUCACUUAGCUUUUCAACACAAUCACUUAACAAAACAAUGAACUAAACUAGAUCUCAAAUCACAUGGAUAAUUAACACAAUCACUUAGCUUAAAUUCAGAGCUAAAUUACAGAGGCAAAGUCUAAAUCUUCAUACUAGGACAAACAAUAUGAUCGUCUUUACCUUGAAGAAGUGAUCACCAAACCGAAGGCAUCGAUACCGACGCUAGAGACGCCGUCGAUUGUGGUGGGUUAGCAUCAUUCUUCACUCGGAGAAGACGAGAACCGAAGGAGGAGAUGCGGUGAGGACUGAGAGAGUCGUCGAUUGUGGUAGGUUUCGGUCCUUCUUCUAACGGGUUUGACAAGAGAUGACGGAGGAGACGCAAAUAGGACCGAGAGACUCGUCUGACGGAGGAGGCAAGAGAAGACGGAGGAGACGCCAUUAGGACCGACAGAGUCGUCGAUUGUGGUGGAUUUCGAUCCUUCUUCGGACGAUCGCGACGAGAGAAGAAGCGGUGAGGAACGAGAGAGUCUUCGUCUGUGGUGGGUUUCGAUACACUCGUGACGGAGAAGACGAGAGAACACGACGGUGAGGAUCGAGAGCGUCGUCGUCCGUGGUCUGUACCGAUCGUUCUUCUCACCAAGAAGACGGAGGAGAGGUCGAGUGGACCGAUGGCUUCGCGUCUGUUGUCGUUUUGGAUCGUUCUCCUCUGACGGAGAAAAACAAGAAGACGAAACGGUGAGAAAACGAAAGAAAGAAAGAAAAGAAAAAAAAAUAGAAAAAUUGUGGAGCUGACACGUGGUCUAAAAACCACGCUAAUAAUCGGUCACAAAAACUAAUUAUUAAGGAUCGACUUUCCCCCUUUAAUUUUGUUUUCAUUUAAUUAAAUCACCACCUUAACCUGAUCACCGUUAAACAUGGUCUAACGAAACGAUGUAAGUUUGGGCUUUUGAGUCCCUAUUUAUUGGCCCCACCUUACUUACUCAUUGUCUAACUAAAUCUUUUUGACCAUAUAUACAUCUGAGCGAGACAUACAGCAACGAUAUAUUUAAUUGUUGCCGAUAUACUUCAAACAAAUACAUAUAUGGAAAAUGCAAUCGGUCUUAUACUUACCAAAACCACAAAACAUUACUAUAAGCUACAAGAUUAUUCAAAUCUAAAUAUAGCAUCGAUUUAGCCAACAUCUCAUUCUUCUGUUUUUAUCUUAAAACGAUAUUACCGGAGAUUCUAUAUCCCAAAAAGGUGGUAACAAUAUUUGAAUACUCAGAUUUAGUCGUAACAUUAAUUAAAAAAACUUGACCAAAAAAAGAAAAUACAGUAAUGAGCUAAUUUCAAAUAAGGGAAAACGCUGUGAUUUUGCAGCAAAUAUUUAACUCUUUUAGGUUAGAAACAAAAAAAAAAAAAAAAAAUCAAACAACAAAAUUGUAAUUUAUUUUAUGCUUAUAUAUAGUCAUUUUUAUCCCAAAUCUAUAGGAAACUAACCAGAGAAAAAGAAAACGUAAAUCUUCUUUAUUUUACAUCUCCAUCACACCCCCCUUUCUGUACGCGUAUUUUCAAUUUCUUAACAAUGUCGUCACAACCAAAAACAAAUGGAAGAAGGUUUGGAUUCAUUAAAACGUUUAUGCGGCUGGUUAUGUGCUUCAACGCGACAGCUGAAGGCGAUCAACGGGAAAGAUCAAAGACACUGUCACGGAGGAGCAGCUUGGUUCACUCCAUAAAAUCAUCUCCUUCCAAUGUUUUCGUUAGUGGUCCGAUAGUAGACGAAGAAAGGGAUGAGAAGAUUAAAGAUGUUAUCCUCUAUUGUAAGAUGAAUUCUCCACUUAAUAUACCGUGAUUCUUACACGCAAUUCCUCUUAUUUCACUUUUUUUUUUCACUUACGUUACAAUAUUUUUUCACUAGAGAGUAUGACUAAAUAUCUGUUUAGAUUUUCAAGAAUAUUUUAAGGAUUAAUUAGUUCCACAAUACUUUUGAUAUGGUUUGGAUUUUUUAGUUUUAAAUAAUUUUUUUUAUUUCUAUUUUCCGUUUCAGCUGGGAUUUGUAUAUAUUUUCAACUUAAACACUGAAGAAAAUAAUAAUCACAGUACACAUGAAGUAGCUUUGAUCUAAUGAGUUAUUUCUAGUUUAAGAAGAUUGAAAUAUUGAUAACGCUAAUACUGGUUCAUACUCUCUAGAACCAAGACUAUUCCAACUACCUGAUAUCUUAUUGUAUUAGCAUGAGUGUAUAAUAUUGUUCUUAUUGUUUAUACCAUAUAAUAUUUAGAUGAUCCGCGUAAGAGCUUUAAAGUUAUACGCGUUCACUCGUAUCUAAAGCUAGUUGUUAUAACAAACAUGUUGAUAACCGUUGAAUUGAAGGAUAGAAAGUAUAUACUAGUUUCUAAAAAUAAUUUAAAACAUGAACUUUUGAAGAAUCCAUGAAGACUUGCAAGUCCGGUCACUUUCCAGCAAUAUCUAAAGAUGGAUGGACCUUGUCAUUUGGAGAUUUGAGUUUGACCUAAAAUAGACUCAAAACCAAACCACGAAGGACCUUUUUCUCUUCUGUUUCUUAUUUUUCCGCGUAUAGUAACAACAUUGCUAUUCUUUUCCUGGUUAUCUUGUACUAGUGUACUACCAGUCUACCAUCUUGGAGUUUGCCAAUAAAAAGAUAUUACCAUCUUGGCCUUUUUCAACUUAUUUUUUUUUUGCUAACCGAAGUAUCCUGGCCCCACCGAGAUGGUCCAGACUAGAGACCGAAGUGAGCAUGGACGCUGCCAGGGCGUCACCAUGUGGCUCACCGUGUAACGGUCUUCGGUCUCGGAUGCUGCAGCCCACAUCUAAAUUCCGCAGUGGCCAAGGCUCGAACCCAGAGACGGGCACUGCAGCUGGAGUUCCUAUACCACUACACCAAAGCAACUUGGUUUUUUUUUUUUCCACUUAUUAAGUGAUGUAAUCUGAUUAAAACCCAAAAAGAAAUUAUACAAAAAAUCAAUUAAAGCUACUUUCUCCUAAUUUUUUUAGAAAACAUAAUAGUGGAAUUUCAGUAUGAGCCGAGAGGCCCGAGACCAAAUUGUCUUAGCUGAACCAGAAGUUUAUCCGUAUGAAAUCAAUUUCAUAUCUGUCAACCAUAUAUAGUCUAAACCGUAUUAAGCGAAAACCAAAGUCCAUUGUUAUCUUAAUUUAGUUGUUUAACUUAGUGCGUUUUAGGAUUAAACACGUGAGUUGAUUAUAUGCAUUUGUCAUCUAAACACGGAGCAAAGAAAAGGUUCACGUGUUAUACUUAUAGUUAUACUAAUGAACAAUGAUUCUAGAAGAAGGAUAAGACUACCUAAACCCCUAAAAAUCUACGUAAACCUUAAAGAACAAUCAAAUGAUCAAUCUCUCAAAUAAAUCUAAAACAGUAACUUCUUUUCAGUCGUAAGAGUAAUCAAUGAUUACUAAUCUUUUUUUAAAGCUGAUUUAUUAUGAUAUUACAAUUAGAGAAAAAUUACAUAGACGAUCCGACAACCAACCGACAAUACUAUCUGCCUUACAAGGAUCUACGCGUAACUGCAUUACCCGAGCCGUUCUACGAAGACCAUGCUUGGCCGAGUUUACUUGCACCAUGUUGAAGAUCCUUUGUAAGCAUUUCCUCCGUAGCCUACAUAAUUGUUUAAUAAAUCAUUUUUUCCGAGAAUUGAAACAUAUCUGCUGGUGUAGAAGCAUUAAUGAACCUUUAGUCAAACCAUUGGACCAAGAGGACUUCUACUAUGAUUACUAAUCAUGCAUGUGAUUAUGAGUCAAAACCAAUACACAUCUCGUUUUCAUUACUUAUAUUGACACGCUUGGAGGCUUGUGGAUGAAAUACGACAAAGCACCCCUUUUGUUUUUGGGGAUCUUCGAUGAGUUUCUUAUGAAGCGAGUUUGCUGGUAGUUAAUCCAAGUUAUUACUCACUCAAAUCAUAAUUUGGUAAAUUACGUUACACUUGUUUUUAUAAAUUAAAGAGACAGACUAGAACUUGAACAGACGAAAUUUUUUCAAAAAAAAAAAGCUUGAACAGACGAACGUUAUGAAAGUGGACAUACCUAACCAUUAAACCACUAUAUCUCAAAGUUCAUUUUUAAAUUUCAAAAAGCUUGUAGACAACUGUUUAGUUUCUAACGUAUAUUAUUAAAGUUUUGAGUGACCACAUCUAAUACUUUUAUUGUAUAAAUAGAGUUUGACAAAGGGAAAAAAUUGUGUUGGUUAUAUGGUCCACCGAAACUUGUUCAUGUCUGGAUGAGCAGAACCGUGUGAGGAGCUGCAAAAUCAUGCCAAGUCAGCAACAAACUGUCUGACUGUGGUACUCAUGACCUCUUCUUUGCUUGACUUUCUCAUGAGUUAAGACUGGACGUAUUCAAACCCUUUAUUUUUUGUUCAUUAGGUUGCAAAUAAAAGAAACACACAAGUCAGCUCUUGUAUUUACUUGGUUUACAUCAUAAUAUAAAAAUAAAACAAAAAUAACAACGUUAGCAUCAGCUAGCUAGCAGGUUUAUUUUCAGUUUAGCUAAUUAUUAUAAACGUGUAUUAAGAGUAACAACUAGUUCUGGAAGUCGUAAAAUAAGAAUCAAGUCUUUUCUAACGACUGGAAAACUUUUUUUUAUCUAUGGGUAAACCAAACCCACAUCUUGGUAAGAAAUAGACAUGAAAGAACUUUAAAAUAUACUAAUCAAUACAAAACAACCAAGUAGCCAAAGUUUACCACAUUUUAAGUAGGAAACUCCUCAUUUGACUUUUCUCUUCUCCCUCUUUCAUACACAAAUGACAUCAUAUAUAUACAAGCAUUCAUGUACCUUCCCUUUUCCAUUAAUCAUCACAUACUCAUUGUUCUUCUUUACUAAAAACAUCACCACACUCACAUAUAUACGCAUAUACCUCUCUAUAUUUUUUAUAUAUACUCUUCUCAUAAAGUAGACUCUAUGGAUAAUAAAUCUCCAAGAUCAAAAGAAAUCUUGGGACCAAGACCAACUCCAUUGAAAAUCCGUAAAGACUCUCACAAGAUCAUCAAGAAGCCACCACUAGCGCCACAACCACUGCAAUCACAACCACCGCAGCUAACCGAGCGAGAACCAUCACAACUAUUGCCUCCACGCGGUCCAGUGAUAAUAUACACUGUAUCUCCCAAGAUUAUCCAUACACACCCUAAUAAUUUCAUGACAUUGGUUCAACGUCUCACAGGCAAAACCUCUACCUCCACAAUUCCAUCCUCCUCUUCUCCAUCAACCUUAGCACUAGACUACACAUCUGCGUCACGAGACACGUCAGCAGUGUUCGAUGCAUCCCGUGGUUCGAUAUCUCCGGCGGCUAGGUAUGCUGCGAUGGAGAAAGCUAAUGCCUCAAAUGAACUAGGGUUUGUGGGUGGCGUAGAGAGUACGAAUCAAUAUUACCAACAUGACUAUCAUCAAAACCGAGCUACCGAACGUACUGGGAUCUUGUCUCCAGGGCCCGCUUCUCUACCGCAGAUAUCGCCAGAUUUCUUUUCUACGGUUGGAGCAUCUGAUCCUCAAGGUUUUUCGUCGUUCUUCAAUGACUUUAGCUCUAUCCUACAAACCACUCCAACGAUCCCGUCUCCUUCUUCCAUGGACCUUUUCACAAAUUUUUUUGAUUGUUAGAUUGGGAUUUUAUUUCAAAUUGAACUUAGUUUUACAAGUAUUAUAGAGAGACACAUGAUGUAUUAUACGUUUUUCAUCAUUUUUAGGAGACACUCUCAUAGAAUUAGAGGGGUUAUACUUCUGCAUGUCGUGAUGUUGACGUCAUCUGUUAGAAUCCAAUUGACAAUUUGAUGAUAUAUGUAUUCGUGUUCGGUGGGCAUUUUCAUAGUUUUAAAUACUAUCUUUAGCGACUCUUGUUCCUCCUUUAGCUACUUGUGCUCAUCGACUAUAAUCUAAUUGGAGGCAUUUAUUA
Molecule: messenger RNA, 10121 nt
Organism: Brassica napus (rape)
Lineage: Eukaryota; Viridiplantae; Streptophyta; Magnoliopsida; Brassicales; Brassicaceae
Product: nuclear speckle RNA-binding protein B-like
Exons: 2
Coding region: 9137-9829 (230 amino acids)
Cellular component (GO): nucleus
Source: RefSeq, a predicted model, not a curated record